AUGAAUGGAAAACGAAGCUUCAACUUUCACAAAUAUGCUCAGCAUAUUUUUUCAGCAAUAAUACUUGCUAAGCUCUAUGGGAAAAGUUUCAAAAAGAAACUUAUAUUUGGAGAUUUAGAAGAAGAAAUACCUAAUUCUUUCUAUUCAUUUUUAUUUCUUUUAACUAAAUAUAGUCGUAACGUAAAUACAUCCCACAUCAUUCACUAA
This is a messenger RNA of Clunio marinus, 207 nucleotides long. The record is from the annotation of a GenBank genome assembly. Lineage: Eukaryota; Metazoa; Arthropoda; Insecta; Diptera; Chironomidae.